Messenger RNA from Rotaria sp. Silwood2, 627 nucleotides. Lineage: Eukaryota; Metazoa; Rotifera; Eurotatoria; Philodinida; Philodinidae. The record is from the annotation of a GenBank genome assembly.
AUGGCUACAUUCGAUAGAUACUUAAUAUCAUCACGAAAAGUUCGUUUGAGACAUAUGAGUACAGUAAGAAAACGAACAAAACAAGUUAUUCUAUUUGUAAUUAUUCUUAAUAGUAUUCAUAGUAUUCCAAUAGGAUUUUAUUUUGAUGUUUCACAUAAAAAUCUAUGUAUGAUUGAAUCAAAAACAUUUUUAUAUUAUUAUUUAUGGACAUUUCAAAUACUUCUUCAUAGUAUAAUACCAAUUCUAUUUCUUACAAUAUUUGGUACAUUAACAUAUAGACAAUUAAAAAAAAUCAAACGAACAAAACGAAAAGGAAUAUUAAGUAGUGAUAAAAGAUUAUCCCGUAUGUUAUUAUUAAUGUCAGUUGCUAUAGUUUUAUCAUCAAUACCAUAUUGUAUUGAACAUAUUUAUUAUAUGAUGAUACCUAAUGCUCAUUCAAAACAAACAUCAUUUACAUUUCUUUAUCAUGUUAUUACUUCAAUAUUAUUUUAUGUAAACCCUGUAACAAGUUUUUACAUUUUUUUUAUUUCAACACCAAAUUUUCGUAGACAAGUACGAAGAUUAAUUUUUUGGAAAAGACCUAUUUAUCAUUAUGAUAAUGAGGCAUUUACUAUGAUAACUGCUUAA